Molecule: messenger RNA, 3947 nt
Organism: Aedes albopictus (Asian tiger mosquito)
Lineage: Eukaryota; Metazoa; Arthropoda; Insecta; Diptera; Culicidae
Exons: 6
Coding region: 1210-3354 (714 amino acids)
Source: RefSeq, a predicted model, not a curated record
UCUCAGAAACAAAAUGUCCAAACGGCAUGAAAUUUAAUAGCAUACUACUUGGAUGCUGCAGCUUUCAUUUGAUGCUGAGAGAACUCAAAUCGAUUGACACACGGCUGAUUCAUUUAUUAUGAAGCAUUUUGUCAAAGACCUCUUAAAAAGUUAAGUUGUAUUACUCCAAAGUACUCCCCGAAAGAUAUCUCGGUUACAAAAUGUCCAAUCGGAAUGAAAUUCAAAAGCGUUCUUCUAGGGUGCAGUAGCUUUCGUUUCGAGCCUUAAGAACCCGAUUCGGUUGAUAGACGGCUGAGAAAUUUAUGGUGAUACACUUUGUCAAAAAUAUCUAAAAUAAUUAAGUUGUACUACUCCCUAGCACUCUUUGAAAGAUAUCUCGGUAACCGAACGUCCAAUCAAAAAAAAAAAUUCAAUAGCGUUCUACUGGGAUGUAGUAGCUUUCGUUUGGGGCCUUAAGAACCUAAAUCGGUUGAUAGACGGCUGAGAAAUUUAUGGUGAUACACUUUGUCAAAAAUAUCUAAAAUAAUUAAGUUGUACUACUCCCUAGCACUCUUUGAAAGAUAUCUCGGUAACCGAACGUCCAAUCAAAAUAAAAUUCAAUAGCGUUCUACUAGGAUGUAGUAGCUUUCAUUUGCUUCCAAGAGAACUCAAAUCGGUCAACAGACGGCUGAGAACCGUGAGUGACAUUUUUUUGUAACAUACAUACACACACACACACACACACACACAUACACACACACGCACAUACAGACAUUUGCUCAAUUCGUCGAGCUGAGUUGAUUGGUAUAUGUGACUCGGCCCUGCGGGCCUCGGAUCAAAAGUCGGUUUUCCAAGCGGUAUUUAUACCCUUCUUAUGGGUGUAAGAAGGGUAAAAACGAAAAUAUUUUGAAAGCCCAAGAUGAAAUAUUCUAAACCGGACAGGGGCUGAAAGUCUCUUCAAUGAAGACAAAUCAAUCAAUUAAACCGGACAGAUUCCGAAACUAGGUCCAAACCAACAAAACCUACGGUCCUGAAUAAGAAUAUUUGGGGCAAAAACAUUCACAUAUCAUAAUAAACCCCUUGGACCUAGCUUGGACAUAGGUGUGGCGUGUGGUGCUGGUGCGGGUGAAAUAAUGUUUAAUGCAGUAAUCAAAGUAGUCACAGACUUUUCUUAAUCUGUCAGUGACCUUGAUAAAACCUAACCUAACGUAAAACAUUGACGUGAACAAAAUGCUUCCUUGUCAAGAAAAUCCCAACGCAGAGAACAAUUACACCUUCACUGUGUGGAAAUUAUGCGAGCACAUCCGACAUGUCCUGAAUUCAUAUCAAGCGUUCCAAUUGAGGAAGUCAUUUCAGGCGUUCGACAUAUGCAACACUGGUAGAAUUUCGGGCUGCCGGUUCGCUAGCAUUCUAAGUUGUGCGUUAGAAGGAUGCUUCAGUGAUAACGACAUUUGUCGUUUGGCGGAUUAUUUCAAGACCGACGAUGCAUCCGGUGUAGCAUACGAACAUUUCUUGGAUGUAGUCACGGGCGAGAAUGAGAUGAUCUCCACGGCAAGGUCAAAGCAGAGUCUCUCAAGUCACGAGCACCGUCGAUUAUCGCUGCUGUUAAUGGGAAUUGCUAAAUCGUUGCGGUUCCGUGAACAGGUUCUGAGACCUUACUUUGAAGAUUACGACCUGAUUGCUCGAAACGGCGGUUCGGUAACAAUUGGCUACUUGAAACGGGUAUUGUACUACUUGGGAAUAACUUUACGGCGAACCGAGUUUGACCUACUUGUUAAACGUUUUAUGGUCGACAAUUACAAACUGAACUACGAAGCUUUUGCCGAAGAGAUUGACCAGCUAUUGAGUUAUUUGGAUACGCUAGGACCGAUUGAUCGACAGUGUGAUACGGAGGUUCCACCAAAAAUAAUAACCGUGGAACUACCCAAAAUACAAAGACCGGAAGUCGGUAACUCACGAUUGGAGGAAAUAUUGCAGAAGAAUACAGCGUAUCAUCCUUGCUUAAAACCUUCCCAACCGGAGAGAGCUUUCGAAACAUUGAUGCUACGUAUUCAGCGUUAUGUUUGGGAAAAUCGAAUCCGAAUAAGGGAGUUCUUUGAACAGUACGAUCUGCAUUCCUGUGGGUGGAUAAGCCGAAGUCAAUUCAUUCGAUCGAUGGAUGCUGUCGGGAUCUCAGGUCUUCAUAGACUUUUGUUAACGGAUAGCGAAGUCCGAACCAUUUGUGAUCGCUAUCAUGAUACCAACAAUGUCAAUCAUAUACGCUGGAUUUGUUUCGUUGACGAUGUCGAUAAAGUGUUUACCGUCAAAAAUUUAGAUAAAGGUCCGUAUCAAGAAGUCGAAUGUCCUCCAAAAGAAGUAGCAAAUUUACAACAAGAUGGCAGAAACGAUACUGAGCAUCAAGAGCUUGCAGAUGAUGUUGUUAAGUGCAUUCGUAAUUUGGUAGAAAAUAGGCGGAUCUUGAUCAGACCUGCUUUUAGCGAUUUUGACACACAUCGAAAUGGGCACGUUUCUCGCAGUCAAAUGGGCGAAGCACUAUCUUUAGCGGGUAUAUUUAUAACCGAAGAACAGUGCUACGCUGUGGAGCAACGUUAUUGCGACGACCUGGGGUUCAAUUACGUAAAGUUCCUGCAAGAUGUUGAUCCUAUGCCGAAGACUACUUCAGCAUACGAAAGCAUGCAAGCUCGUGUUGCAGAUCUCAAUGCACAGAAAUCUCCACCAUCUAAUGAUUUUGAAGAGGACAUCGUACGAGUGUUGGCCAAGGUUAAGGGACAAGUAGUUCGGCAAAAGCUACGUAUUAUUGAUAAAAUGCAAGGAUUCGAUCCUCUAAAUAAUUUCCGAAUCACAAAGGAUCAAUUCGAGCGGGGUCUAUCGACGGCAAACAUCAACCUUACGCCAGUUGAAGUCCGCACUUUGGCUAACAUGUUCAAAACGCCGAUGCAGGAUACCGUCGAUUACAAAUGCUUCUGCGACUCGGUAGCCGAAAUUGACUACCAGUGCAGAUUGGAGAAGGCACCCCUCUUAGUACCGUUGCAGCAUUUCCCUUCCGAAGAUGGCCGCCACAAUCAUUUGAACUACGAGGAACGUACGAUAGCAUCGCGAGCACUUCAAAAAUUGGUCCGAUACGCUGACGUGGUUUCCAACUUAAGUUCGCUGUUCCAGGACUUUGACCGUAACCGGAUAGGCCUGGUCAAUCGUAAUCAAUUGAUUCGCGCAUUGGCCACACGUGACCUGCACACCGCUAUCUCGAGUCGGGAGUUUGAAGUACUCUGUAAAUGUUUCGGCGUUGAGAAAGGUUACAGACAAGAAGUUAACUAUCGAGCGCUGCUGAUGGCACUGGAUUAUCUGUAUACCAACAAAGAAAAUCACCCCUUUUGAAGUGCCUGAAUGGCAAGAUAAAUUUAUUUACAUUCUGACCAUGCGAUACCCAUUUGGUUUCUGUUAUAAAUUAUUACAACGUGCAGUAAAAUCAACCAGUGUAAUAUCUAACUGCCGAGCGAGGCAUUCAAUCCUAUUUUAAAAUAAACUAUAUUUGAAAAUAUAAUGUUCAAAAUUAUUCUUAUCUGCUUAAGUCUUACCGGACUUCUUCAUGCUAAAGAAGAAAAUUGUGAAAUACAACAAUGCCCCAACUAUGGAGAAACGGAGACGGAACACGUGCUAACACUACUGCCGGUACCAUGGAAUUGUAGUGAAUACAUCAUGUGUGAUAGGGGUGUGCAACAUAUAAGACCCUGCUCACCGGGACUACAUUUUAUUCCCACGUUGCAAGUCUGCGAAUUUCCAGAUCGCGCAACGUGUGUUGAAACAUGUCCCACUACUCCUGGUGCAUGAGGAUUUUUGUGAAAUAUGGUUAUUGAGGUCGUCGGAGUUGGAGCAAAUCGUUCAUGAACAAUUAAAUCGUUAAAUAUACCUUUCCUUAUAAAGAAAUAUUAAAACAAUAAAGCCAUAAUAUGGAGUGGUAAGAUUUUCAA